AUGUCUGACUUGAAGCAAGAAGAGUUCGUGGGUAGUUUGGACUGUGGCACUACCUCGACCCGAUUCAUCAUAUUCGACCGAUAUGCCAACAUCGUCGCUCAACAUCAACUCGAGUUCCCCCAAUAUUAUCCCGAGCCUGGGUGGCAUGAACAUGAUGCGGCGGAGAUGCAGGCUAUUUGCGAGACCUGUAUUGAGGAGGCGGUGAAAGAUCUUGAAGAGUGCGGUUUCUCUCGAGAAAGCGUCAAAGUUAUUGGCGUCACUAACCAGCGCGAGACCGCCGUCGCCUGGAGUCGCAAAACCGGAAAACCUCUCUGUCGUGCCAUCGUCUGGGAUGACGCGCGGACGAAGAACGUCGUCGCUCACUUCGAGCAUAAGCUCCAGACCGAGGGUCUGGAGGUCAAACCCGGGGUGUUCCGCUCUGGGGAAUCCGGAAUUCAGGCGCUGAGAGAACUAACGGGCCUGCCACUGUCGACCUAUUUCUCUGCUAUCAAGCUAAGAUGGAUGAUUGAUCACCACGAUGAGGUUCGUCAGGCGCAUGACGAGGACGACCUCCUUUUUGGUACGGUGGAGUCCUGGAUUGCAUAUAAUCUCACAGGAGGGGUCAACGGUGGUCUUCACAUCUCCGAAGUCUCUAAUGCAUCACGUACAUUACUCCUCAACGUCCGCACGCUUCAGUGGGAACCUCUGCUCCUAAAUUUCUUCGGCCUGAAGGAGUCUAUCCUUCCGAAGCUCGUAUCUACAUCGGAAGUCUACGGGAACAUCUCUUCUGGCAUCCUCAAGGGAGUCAAGAUUGGUGGCCUUGUCGGCGACCAGCAGGGCGCCCUCAUUGGUAAUAAGUGCCUCAGACAAGGUGAAGCCAAGUGCACGUAUGGAACGGGCGCCUUCCUGCUGUUCUGCACAGGUGACGAUAUAGUCUAUAGUGGGCACGGCAUGCUGAGCACGAUUGCCUACCAGGUUGGUUCUGGUUCGAAACCUGUCUACGCUCUCGAAGGUGCCAUCGCCGUAGCUGGUAGUGCCAUCAAAUGGCUUCGAGACUCAAUAGGCCUCAUCAGCUCUGCAAGUCACAUCAACACCCUCGCCGCCUCCGUCCCCUCCACUUCCGGCGUCUACUUCGUCACGGCCUUCUCCGGUCUCCUUGCCCCCUACUGGGACUCCUCCGCCACCGGACUGCUCAUCGGUCUGACCUCCUACACCACCCCAGCACACAUCGCACGCGCUACCAUCGAGGCUAAUGCGUUCCAGACGAGAGCCGUCAUCGAUAGCAUGAAGCUGGACUCGAAGUCGGACCUGAAGCAUCUGAUGGUCGAUGGCGGGAUGACGAACGGCGAUAUUUGUAUGGAGAUUUUGGCGGAUAUCGGUGGUUUCGAUGUCAUCAGACCGGAGAUGAGGGAGUCGACCGCACUUGGGUCUGCGAUCAUGGCAGGCUCAGCGAUCGGACUCUUCGGUUGGGACGCCACUAAGCCCGAGACGCUCGACGAGGUGAACACGGCAGGAAGCACGCAUUUCCUUCCGCGUAAAUCGGACAAGGAGAGAGACGCGAUGUGGGUUGGGUGGCAGCGUGCGGUUGAACGUUCGAGGAGCUGGGAGGUGGCCGUCGACAAACUCUAA
Molecule: messenger RNA, 1608 nt
Organism: Stereum hirsutum FP-91666 SS1
Lineage: Eukaryota; Fungi; Basidiomycota; Agaricomycetes; Russulales; Stereaceae
Product: glycerol kinase
Exons: 10
Coding region: 1-1608 (535 amino acids)
Biological process (GO): glycerol-3-phosphate biosynthetic process; triglyceride metabolic process; glycerol metabolic process
Cellular component (GO): mitochondrion
Molecular function (GO): glycerol kinase activity
Source: RefSeq, a predicted model, not a curated record